This is a messenger RNA of Acanthocheilonema viteae, 939 nucleotides long. The record is from the annotation of a GenBank genome assembly. NCBI's taxonomy places the organism in Eukaryota, Metazoa, Nematoda, Chromadorea, Rhabditida, Onchocercidae.
AUGUCGACAAAUGAUCUAUCAGCAAAAUAUGGAAAACUGGAUGCAUUUGAAAUUGAGAAAAAAAUCGGUAAAGGACAGUUUUCAGAAGUGUAUAAGGCACGAUGUAAAGAAGACAGUAGCUAUGUUGCACUGAAGAAAGUUCAGGUUUAUGAUAUGGUCGAUGCGAAGGCUCGACAGGAUUGCAUUAAAGAAAUUGAUCUUCUAAAGCAACUAAAUCAUGUUAACGUUAUUCGGUACUAUGCUUCGUUUAUCGAAAACAAUCAAUUAAACAUUGUUCUGGAGCUAGCAGAUGCAGGUGAUUUAAGUCGUAUGAUACGGCAUUUCAAGAAUAGUAGGCGCCUUAUUCCCGAACGUACCAUUUGGAAAUACUUUGUGCAGUUAGUGCGUGCGUUGGAGCACAUGCAUUCGAAACGAAUCAUGCAUAGAGAUAUUAAGCCAGCAAAUGUAUUCAUUACUGCGGAUGGUGCCGUGAAGCUUGGAGAUCUUGGUCUUGGCAGAUUUUUCAGUUCAAAAACUACAGCCGCACAUUCAUUAGUCGGUACACCGUACUAUAUGAGUCCUGAAAGGAUACAAGAAAAUGGGUAUAAUUUCAAAUCAGAUUUAUGGAGCAUUGGUUGCUUGUUAUAUGAGAUGGCUGCGUUGCAAUCACCAUUUUAUGGUGAUAAAUUGAAUUUAUAUUCAUUGUGCAAAAAGAUUGAGAAUUGCGAAUAUCCACCUUUACCAGCUGAUAUUUAUUCACAACAGUUGCGUGAUUUAAUAUCUCGAUGCAUUUGUUCGAAUCCGAGUAAACGUCCUGAUGUUGCCGAAGUACUUAAUAUUUCGGAACAGAUGAACGCGCAUUUUCAUUCAGAAGGAUCAAAAACAGUUGUAAGGCCACAUCAUCGGAAUCGAGGUGAUGCAGAUUCAAGUAGCCAAACUGCUGCUGCUCCCAAUACUUAA